Lucilia cuprina (Australian sheep blowfly) is the source of this 370-nucleotide messenger RNA. RefSeq lists its product as uncharacterized. NCBI's taxonomy places the organism in Eukaryota, Metazoa, Arthropoda, Insecta, Diptera, Calliphoridae. Bases 1 to 288 code for a protein of 95 amino acids. The transcript has 3 exons. The record is from RefSeq and is a predicted model, not a curated record.
AUGAAAAAACAAGAUCUUUAUGCUGAACUAGAAGAAUAUGAAAGCACAUCCUCAAAACCCACAGUAGAACCAACAGUGAGAAUAAAAUGUUUAUCCGGUUCGAUGUUAAUAACUAUCAAAGAUGCCCCUGUUAAUCACGAAAAUAAUCUAUUUAGUGGCAUGAUAUAUCCCAAGGGUUUAUCGAAGAAUUCAACAUGUCUAACGGAAUAUAGAGAUCAUGACGGUCCCUUACGUUAUAAAUUACCACUACGUAGUUGUAAUACCAUGCCUCAAGAGACGGUAAGUUAGUUUUUUGGUUUUGCUUUAAUACGAUCAUUAAGAUGAACAGAACAGAUAACUUUAUAACGAUUGCAUUUUCUUUACAGUAUUG